Cimex lectularius (bed bug) is the source of this 2241-nucleotide messenger RNA. It is a transcript of the gene WDR79, whose product is annotated as telomerase Cajal body protein 1. Bases 637 to 2163 code for a protein of 508 amino acids. Gene Ontology annotation, molecular function: RNA binding; protein binding. NCBI's taxonomy places the organism in Eukaryota, Metazoa, Arthropoda, Insecta, Hemiptera, Cimicidae. The record is from RefSeq and is a predicted model, not a curated record. Gene Ontology annotation, cellular component: Cajal body. Gene Ontology annotation, biological process: Cajal body organization. The transcript has 9 exons.
AUAAAAUUUACCAUGGUCAAUAGAGUAUAAUAUAUGAAAAGGUUUGUAUUUAUCUGUUCAAGAAAACUGUGAAAAAAAAUCCUCUUAAAAUGAAGGAAUAGAAUGUUUUUAGAUUGUAUAUUUAAAACACAUAUAGAUUUCUUUGCAUGUACAUUUUAUAUAUGUGCUGAUGACGAGUCAGAUUGUUGUCCUAAGGUACCGAGGUAUUGGCCUGUAACUACAUUAGGUACCUUUAUGACAUUUUAGAUAUCUGCAUGUGAAACUUUUUUUAAUUUUUUAUUUUAUUAUUUCCUGUCAUGUUCCAAGGAAGAUGGCAAAACUCCAAAACCAAUGAGAAUUAGACGCAGAUCGGAGACGAUCAAACUACGGGUCCUUAACAGGACUUUGGAAUUUUCAGCGUUCAUAACUCAAACUAGUUUGAAACCAUUGCUUCCAAUGAAAAAGCAAAAGACUGAAUACUAACAGGGCACUGGGGAUUAAUGGAAUUUGAGGAAGAUUGGUAUAAACCAACAUGAAGAAGUAGAAGACAUCUACUAAAAGACCAUGGUGCUACACUUAUCUGCAGGAAAAAAUGUUUUGGGAUGUACAACGCAACCGUAGAAGAAAUAUAACCAGGCCUAAUAAUCAAAUUCCUUGAUGAAUUGGGACUCAGCGGUGUGCUAUAGGUGUAGAACUAUAGUCAUCAUGGACGUCAUUGCCGAAGACAUAAAUGUGAAUUCAAUGGAAGCUGAAGAUACGAAGCAGGAAAAACCAGAUUUAGAAGAAGCAGUUCUUCCGAGUGAAUAUGCUACGUCGCCACCUAGGCCUUCUGACAUCCAGUCUGACAUCCUCUGCCAGCCAGAUGAGAUGGAAAGCUCAGCACUAAAACCCCAAUACGACUCAGAUACAAUCGUAAGCCCCAUUAGAAAACUGGAAAUAUCUGACGAUGGAAGUACGACUGAUGAGAAAAAAACAAAAAAUUCGAACGAAGAAAACUCAGCUCAAAAUGGUAUAAAAAUGGAAAUUGAGAAUAUUAUAACACAUGAUUACGGCUUUGACAACAUAAAACUGAUCGCCAGUUCAAACGAUUACUUCACACCUAAUCAAUAUCUUGUUGGAUGCAAGUGGUCACCUGAUGGUUCUUGUUUAUUGACAAACUGUGCGGACUGCAGACUUAGGCUCUUUGACCUUCCGAACCACUUGUAUACCAUGCAGGAGUUGGAAACAGACGAAGUUACCUGUCUUAAACCAUCGCUGACAGUUGCUGAUGGAGGGCUGAUCUACGAUUACGAUUGGUAUCCUCAUAUGUCUUCUUGGUCACCGCUGACCUGUUGCUUUCUCAGUUCGAGCUCUGAAACUCCAGUUCAUCUAUUUGACGCGUUCACAGGCGACAUCCGAGCAUCAUAUAACGGUUUGAACUAUGCAGAAGAAAUAACGAACGCUUACAGUGUGAAAUUUAGCCUUUCCGGUGAUAAAAUUUACUGCGGAUACACAAACUUUUUGAAAAUUUUUGAUACAGCAAUACCCGGGUCUAAAUGUACAACCUUAAAUUUGAAACAUCUUAAUGAUCAAAGGGGGAUGGUGUCUUGUAUCGCUCAAAACCCAGCAAUCACAAAUCUUUUCGCAGCCGGUACCUAUAGGAGCACGAUUGGUCUGUAUACGGAUGAAAAGGACGCAAUUUGCCUUAUGAAAGGUCAGAAAGGUGGCGUGACACAUUUAAUGUAUUCAACUGAUGGAACAAAGCUGUAUUCCGGCGGAAGGAACGACGAAGAAAUUUUGUGCUGGGAUCUGAGAAACCCAGGAGACGUUUUAUACGUAAUAAAACGUACUGUGAAGACCAACCAGAGGAUAUAUUUUGAUAUGACUGCAGACGGUCGAUUUUUAAUGACAGGAGGGACAGAUGGUAAGGUGACGUUCUAUGAUAUCACGAAUGAAAGCACCAUUGAGAAUGAAAAGCAGUUGGACGAACUUUGCCACUUUACCCCUCAUCUAGAUUGCACCAAUGGAGUCAGUUUCAACCGAAGGCUACCUGUAAUUGCAACAACAUCUGGGAAACGAAGCUAUGUAGAUAUCGUAAGUGAUGAGGAAGACGAAGAAAUGUUCCAUAAAGUCAAGGAUUUAAAGAAUAUUGAGAACACCGUCAAACUCUGGUGGAUAGGAAGAGUUAAACCAUCGGAAAUUUAGUCGUACUAUUAAAAAUCUAUGUAAAUAUGUAUAUAAUGCUACUGUAAAUAAACAUCAACAUAACUUUCUUUUCUAUCA